Molecule: messenger RNA, 3186 nt
Organism: Octopus bimaculoides (California two-spot octopus)
Lineage: Eukaryota; Metazoa; Mollusca; Cephalopoda; Octopoda; Octopodidae
Source: RefSeq, a predicted model, not a curated record
GCAUCUCUAACUGUAUAUAUUCCUGUGUGUAUAUACAUGUCAUAUCACAGUGUUUUUGCAUGUGCAUUUCUGUACAUUUGUUUUCCUACCGAGUCAGGACGUUCGGGGUAUUGCAUUUAAGAAAAUGAAGAAAAAGAUGGAAAUAUUUGAAUUUUGUCGGUGAAAGCAGACAUAUUUUGAAAGUGAGGAAAAUAAAUCACAAGAUGAAUUGAAAGUGAAAGUAAAGAGAAUGGAAAAUGGAUGGAGUUGGUGAGAAAGGAAAGAAGAGCAAACAGAAACGAGGAAGAGAGGGAGAGAGAGAAAGAAAGAGAAACUAGGAAGAGGAAUGAAAGAAGCUAUGUGAGAGAAAGAAAUAGAAGAGUAUAAGGAUGGAUGAAUAUAUGUCCUAAGUGAUGUGAUCAGAAUGCAUGCAACAGACGAAGGAAAAUGAUAAAAGAAUGAAUGAAAGAAAAGCAGAAUAAUAGGAAAAUAUGUUGGAGAGAGAAAAAAAGAGUAAAAUAGAAAACAAGAGAGAGAGAGAGAGAGAGAGAGAGGGGGGGGGAUAGAAAGAAAAAAACGAAGAGAGAGCCAGCGAGAGAGAGAGACAACUACACGAGUAAAAAAUAUAGAUGAGUAAAAUGUCCCAGGUGUUGUGAUGGGAAUACAUGUAACGAACAAGUUUCGAUGAAAAGUAAUAGAGAUAUAUGUAGACGAAAAGAGAUAACGAGGCUAGAGGCGUUUACCAAUAGAAAAUAACCUGUACACAACAGAUAUCUUUCCUAUUCUGUUCACCGUCUCUUUCUAUCUGUGUUUCAUUUCUAUAUUUAAUUCCCUUUUUCUCUUCCUUUAUCUUCUGACAUUUAAAAAAAAAAAAGAAAAACAGAUCAUUCUAAUUUCCCCGUCUUUACCUAAUUACCCUUCACCUCUCAAAUAGUUUUGCUUUUAUCUUUCCCUCUUCGUGUAUCAUUAUUAUUAUUCUUUUUCCCUUUUUUCCCCAUCUUUUUACUUGUAUGUUAUAUUAAUAUCAUUUGAAAAAAGAAAUUCUUUUUACUUUCGACUUCUUUCAAACAUUGAUCGGCAUGUAUACGCGAUGGACUGACAAAAAUUAUCAUCAUAGCCCCCACAACCACCACUAUUUUCACCAGCAGCAACAUCAUCAUCAUUAUCAUCAUCCUCAUCGUCGUUUUCAUUGUCAUCGAUAUUAUUUUCCUCAACAUCACCACGAUCAUCAUCACCAUUAUCGUUAUAUAGUGACAAGUUCCUUUCGCCAGUGAACCAUAAGAAAAAACAAUCUCUUCCGACGUUAGUUUUCUUCUUUUCAUCUAGUAGUAGCAUUUAGAAAGACGUUCUGUCUAUUUAGUUAAGGCGAUCUUCCCUUACAAGUGCCACAGACAAGCAUCAGGGCUAUUCAGGACGUUAGAUAAUAUAUUACAACUUCAUUUUCGGCUUUUCUCUCAUUCUCAGAUGUUCCCAACUUUUUAAUAGGAUUUCAUUACUGCAUCUCACAGUGAAAUCUUACUUUCACUUUCGUUUUCAAGGUAGAGCAUGCAGUCUUGUUAAUUUUGUAAUCGGACAUUUACUUUAAAACAUCUAUCUAUCUAUCUAUCUAUCUAUCUAUCUAUCUAUCUAUCUAUCUAUCUACCUGUCUAUCUAUCUAUCUAUUUAUUCGUCUGUUACUUUGUCUCGUCUUUACUUAUAAAUUUAUUUAUUUACCAAUAUAUAUAUAUAUAUUUAUUUUUAUCUACGUAGAUAUUUAUUUUUCUAUUAUUUUGUUAUACAUUGCUACAUUACUUUUAGCAUUACCUACCUGUUUCUCUAUCCAUCUGUCAAUCUACCUACCUACCUACCUACCUACCUACCUACCUACCUACCUACCUAUCUACCUACCUACCUACAUAUAUACCUCUAUCAAACUAUACCUAACUAUAUAUUUAUAUAUAUAUAAAUCAAGCAAUAUCUAUCUGCCUAUCUAUUUAUUUUACUGUCUGCCCGCCUGCGUCUCUCUGUGUAUCUUUAUCUAUAUAUUUAUCUGUCUAAAAACAUUUCCAGCAUCCUCUCUAUCCAUCUCUAUCCAUCUACAUAUCCAUCUCUCUCUCUCUCUCUCUUUCUGUCUCUCUUUCUGGAUAUCAAUCAACAUAGCUAUCUAUCUACCUUUUUAUCUAUGUAACUAUCCAUCCAUCUUAGUAUCUUUCUACCUCUCUACGAGAUUUCUUAUUUUUUUCUGAAUACCAAAGUAUUUAUUUAUCUAAACAUCUUACUAGCAUUGUGUCUUAUCAUUCACCCAGAUACUUAUCAACCUUCGUGCCUAUUUAAAAUUUAUUUCUUUAUCUUUCCAUUUUCUACUUUGAUCAGAAUUUUCUUCGCCCAUAUUUUCUAUCUACCGUUGCAUCGUAAUAUUUCUCUCUCUCUCUCUCUCUCUCCCUCUCUGUAUAAUAUUGAAAUCCCGUCUAGAUACGGGAUGAGUCUGCCGUUCAUUAUAACCUCAUCGCUUGCAGAGAAAAAUAAAGAUGAAACAAGGCGAAUGAAUGAAGUUUUAUUUCUUGAACUAGAAACCCUCCAACGUGAGUACAAAAGAAGCCGACAAGUGGUUGAGCAGCUGACCAAGGACUAUGAGGAAUCUAAGGAUUUAGACCCCGUCCGACGCUACGAAAAACUUAAAGUAAUGGUCAAGCGGACUAUAAUGCACUUUAAAGUAAAUUCCGAAGAACAAAUCAAAGAGGCCGCAGCUGCGGCAGCCUGCCAAGGAACACAGGCAGAGGCACUGAAAAGGCGUGGGGAGAAAAACACAAAAAUGACACGCCAGGAGAUGAUUGAAGAGAAUACGUUAUACUCGGAGCAAAUCAAGAAUUAUCGUCGCAAAGUGUCGAUUCUGUCUGAUUUGAUCCAGCAGCUUGAGGACUCCUAUGAAGAAUCUAAGAGAUACGCCAUGAUGCAGCGCUAUCGUCUACUGAAAAUGAUGAUAAAGUCAGUUAUAUACGAUAAACUGAUUUGACCGGAAGUGGUGUAAGAAUAUGGAGGUCUGAAGGACGGUAUACAUUUAAGUAAAAUAUAAAAAUCAUACGGAGAGAAUGAAUCAUGGACGAAGAAGUACAGCAGAAGAUUAUCAGUAAACUGUUGUAAUAACACAGUCACAAACAUUAAAUAUGCAUACAGACGCACAUACACUACAGUAUAUCAAUAUACCAAUAUAUUCAUAUAUGCGGAUAU